Messenger RNA from Schistosoma haematobium, 6734 nucleotides. RefSeq lists its product as uncharacterized. Gene Ontology annotation, biological process: photoreactive repair. Gene Ontology annotation, molecular function: deoxyribodipyrimidine photo-lyase activity. The record is from RefSeq and is a predicted model, not a curated record. NCBI's taxonomy places the organism in Eukaryota, Metazoa, Platyhelminthes, Trematoda, Strigeidida, Schistosomatidae. The transcript has 8 exons. Bases 335 to 1936 code for a protein of 533 amino acids.
UUCAAAUAGUAUGGCAUACUGCCCUUGAAAUGCCUAGUUUGGCCUUGGAAGUCUCGUGACUGACUUCAACCAAUAACAACUCCAGUUGGAGUCCUCACGUUUUCUUAUAAGAACAAGGAAAACUUUUUAUAGCCUAACGUAAUUGUAAGACAUAAAUCAGUCUGCAUAGGUCGAACAUAUCUAGUCUACAAAGGAAAGUAGCUAGUAUACUAUAGUAAACUAUAGCUAUAUAUAGCUAUAGUUUACUAACUAUGGUUUAAACAUAAGUUAUUCUCCUGUUGGAUUUCUUAAGAAAUGAAUAAUUAUUCAUUUAUUUUAUAGGAAGUCAAACAAAAUGGCUAUACCGACUAAAACAGUACAUGAGUGGCUUGAGGAUGUGCAUAAUAAACGUCUUUCUACUGCCAGUUCUGCUGAAAAUUUCAAGUUUCACAAAUCAAGAGUAAGGCAUUUGUCUGGGCCAGGCACUUUCCCAGAAAAAGAUGAUGCAUUGGGACAGGGCGGAGUACUUUACUGGAUGUCACGUGAUCAACGAGUUCAGGAUAACUGGGCUUUUAUUUAUGCACAACGUCUGGCAAUUAAAUUCAAAGUCCCAUUGCAAGUAUGUUUUUGUUUGGUUCCUGCUUACCAAGCUGAUACUUUGAGACAGUUUGCAUUUAUGAUUGGUGGACUGACUGAAGUAGAACAAGAAUGUCGUUCAUUGAAUAUCCCAUUCCAUUUGUUGAUUACCUCCAAUCAAAUUGAUAGACCUGAAGAUGUAUCUUCUGGAUGCAAGCACAGAUGGUCCGAUGAAAAUGCUCGAUUUAAUCAAACUGAUCAAGUAGAAAAAAACUUUCUUUAUGAAACGUAUGUUGCAAAAUCAGUUGUUGGUUUGGCAAAGCUAUUGAAUGUUGGAUGUUUGGUCACAGACUUCUGUCCUUUAAGAGCACCUCGUUCAUGGAUAAAAAAAAUUAUUGAUGAACUACCUAAUAAUAUCCCUUUUUGUGAAGUUGAUGCCCAUAAUAUUGUUCCAGUUUGGUGUGGAUCAGAAAAACGAGAGUAUUCUGCUCGAACUAUCAGAUCAAAACUAUUUGAACAAUCUCCGAAGUUUCUAACAGAUUUCCCACCUAUUAUUAAACAUACUUGUUCAAGUGAAACUACUGUCCUUCCUCCGCCUGUUAAUUGGGAGUUAAUUUUAUCUAAUUAUGUUGGUGACAAAAGUGUGAAACCUGUGGACUGGGCUGUACCUGGAACUCGAGCUGGUUUAGAAGUUCUAUAUGAAUUUAUCGGCAAACGUUUAAAAAAAUUCGAUCCUCAUAGAAAUGACCCUGCUCAUCCAGCUCUUAGCGGAUUGUCACCUUGGUUACAUUUUGGUCAAAUCGCUCCUCAGCGUGCUGUUCUUGAAGUAGUUGCUGUUCAAAAGCACUUUGGACGAUCGGCCGAUAUCUUCAUUGAAGAAUGCUUUAACAGAAGAGAGUUGGCCGAAAAUUUUUGUUUCCAUACACAUUCCUAUGAUUCGAUUAAAGGUGCACUUGACUGGGCACGUGAAUCACUUAUGACACACUCAACAGAUAAACGAGAUCCAGCGUACAGUAAAACUCAGAUGGAAACUGCCCAAACUAAUGACGAUCUAUGGAAUGCAGCACAACGUCAAUUAGUGCUCAAGGGCAAGAUGCAUUGGUUUCUGCGCCAGUACUGGGCCAAAAAGAUACUUGAGUGGUGCGCAGAGGGUCCAGAAUCGGCUAUUCAAAUAGCAAUAUACUUAAACGAUCGUUACAGUUUAGAUGGGACAGACCCAAAUGGAUACGUUGGUAUUAUGUGGGCAAUAUGUGGUGUUCAUGAUCAAGGCUGGCCUGAACGACCUAUUUUUGGUAAAAUAAGAUAUAUGAACUAUAAAGGAUGUUUACGGAAAUUUUCUGUUCCUACAUUUGUAUCACGGUACCCCGAAAAAUUGGGUUAAAUAACUAAACUCACAUCAAAGGGAAGGUAAAAUCUAAUAAUUCUAUAUAUCUGCAUUUAUACCUUUUUACCGUUUAUUUUUGCCUAUAUUUUAUUUCCAGUCUGAUCUACUCCAAGAUAUUUGUCUCCUUUAUAUUAAUAGAUAUUUUGUAUGCCAUUUGUGUUUUGUUCUCCACUUUUAGUACUUUAUAUUCGGAUGAUGAGAACUUAUAAAAAGUAAUUCUAAAUAACAACUUCCUCCUUCCAUCGGUGUUGUCGAAAACGUAAUUCAUUAUUGCUCAUCUUGACUUGGGCAACUGAACACUGAAAAACUCAUGAGUGGAUAGCUCAACAGAGUUGUUCUGCGCUACAUUUAGUUGGUCUAUCUGGAUACUUCAGCAAAUAAUGAUCCUAUAGUUUCAGUUUAUGAUAGUCAUUUAUUUUGGGUGGUGCGAAGUGAAACUCAGGCAUUUUCAACUGGGAUAUUUGGGAGAUUCUCUCAAACAGUGAUUUUCAGCUACAUUAUGUCACCUGUAUAUUUCUAGUCAAUUGAGUUUUCAGAUAACUAACCACCGAAAAACUUGGUUAGAGCUGUCUAUAGUGGUUUUCAUAAAAAAAAAUGGAUGGAAAUAAUAAGUAACUGUUGGUGAUAAAAUGUACUAUUUGUAGUUACCCGAAAUGAUAAAUUUUCGUAAGUUUUUAUACAAUAAUAGGAUGUUUCUUAGAAAGCAUAUUUGAGUGGGGAGCUCAACCGCAAGAACAUUCAAAAUAACUUGAUUCCUAAAAUUGGACUCCGCCGUUCAAUCGGGCAAUUUCAAAUUAUUUACCGUAUACUAUAAUUGGCUACUAAGUUAGCUCUGUCGAUGUUAUCUUUGUAGGAUUAUUGUUUUCGAGUGAACCAAAUAUCAUCCCGUGACCUGCAAUUUCUUUUUACCUAUUGGUUAAUGCGUGAGUGCCCAUUCCAUACAUAUUUCUGUGGACGCUGUAUAAUAGGAUCCAGUCGAUUAAUGUGUAGUUUUUCUAUAGCUAAGUAGUAUUCCAAUAGGUUUACAGCUGUCCACUAACGAGUGUUUAUAGACUAGAAUGAUCCAUAGUAGUCGGAUUAAGUCAAGUAAUUGGGAAGCAAUAUGACUGCUUAACACGGGUUUUGUAAAUAAAUUCGCCAUGUUUAUACAUUUCACAUUGUUUAUUGUGAGGAAUAAGGCGUGAUGAAUUGUCUAUUUUAACAAUAGAAUAAGAAACUGCAUUGUUUAGUAUUUUAAGAUGUAAACCUUAAGUGUACCUAUAAGAAAUUUAAUAACAGCUUGAAGUACAAUUUAUUGCAGAACGAAAAAACUGAUGAGUAGAAAGAUAGUUUACUUGAUUGCCAGUUUAGACUGAUUGUGUAAUAACUAGUAAGUCGUUUCCUCUGAGAUAAGUUUUAUUUAUUUAUUUAAACACAACAUUGGUACGAAGGAGUACCAAAUAUGCGCUACACAAUAACAAUGAGGCCAGUAGCAGUUAUCAUUGUUUUGUGUGAGCUCUGUGAUACUGCCCAGGUGCUCAAACCGAAGCAGGUUGUUAUUUUAGGGGGGCAGUCCCCGAGCAUCUGAAUUAGAGGUCUAAUCCACACGGUAGUAGAACAACGUUAGGAGGUGCAGUUUCAUGGUACCUGGUGACCAAAAAUAGGUUCAUACGCCUUUUGUCCCUUCAGGAUCCUGGAGCCCAUGUGCAUCAUGGGUUUGGAAUCAGGGUUUUCCAGCUCCCCUAGGUGGAUCCUCCGUGUUCACCAACCCGGUUAAAGCGCCGGACACUCUCUUUUUGUCCUCUCAAUUUUGUAAACACCCCCACCGAGAGAAGGAAGUGAGUAGGACUUCCGUGGCAGUGGCUGUACACGCGUGGCCAUGUGGAGAGGGAGAGUGGACUCUUCCCACUCUCGGUCGUAACAAGGCAUUUGGGGGCAGUUAACGAACUCUGACGUACUGCUUAAUUAAAUUUCCAAUUAAAAUCCCAAUUUUAGCUAAAGAUCUUAUUGGUACAAAUGCCUUUUUCAAACCAAAAGGCACUAAAUAGCUUUGACAUCAGUUGUUAGAAAACAACUACCUAUUUUUAGAACCUUGAUUUAAACGACAGUAGUUGUUGUUUAGCUUCGCCACAUUUGAUAGAUGAUUUAGUAAAUACGUGCUGUCCAAAUGUAUCCUGUAAGUGUUGGUUUAGCAACAGAUUUCUGUAUGUAGCCCAUUCGAAUGUGCAUUAGUUGCUUUGUGUGGAAACAACUAGGGUAUUGUGGAAUUACAAAACGAAAUAACAUUAAUUCUUAAAAGUGAUGGUCGCUUUGGCCCAUCUUAUUUAGUUACAGCCGUCGAAUCUCUAGGUGUGUGUAGCCUUGAAUUGUCUGUCCGAUCAUAUAUUUAGCUUUUAUAUAUCUAAAAAAGCUUAUUAUUAUCUAGUGUCCAGAGAAGACGAUUUUUUCGAAAACUUACCACAUGUAUUUAUUCCAUGUUUUACAAGAUCUACUCAAAUAAGAGUGAACUACCAUGGAGAACAACUAGAAAAGGAUCAAAGACGCACGAACUUCAACAUGCCAGAUGGUUCUGAGCCGCAACAAGCAUGGUAAAGAAUGUGUCUCAGUCGAAACCCUGGCCGUGAUUCAAGAAAUGAAGAACAAGAAGACAGCAAUUAACAACAGCCGAACAAGAACAGAGAAAGUCAAGACACAAGUUGAAUACUCUGAAGCAAACGAGCAAGUGGAGAGGACUAGUAGAGCUGACAAGCAGAAAUACAUGGAAGACCUAGAAACAGGAGGGGAAAGAGCUGCAAGAGAAGGAAACAUCAGAAAACCAUAUGACAACAGAGAAACUGUCAGGGAAAUGUAGUAAACCAGAGAGAGCGGUCAAGGACGAGGAAGACAAGACAGUCACUGAGAUUCCAGAACAGAGGGUAGGACACUUUGAAGAACUCUUGAAUAGGCCAGCUCCAUUGAAUCCACCGGAUAAUCAAGCAGCACCUACAAACCUUCCUAUAGAUGUCGCUCCACCAACGAUCGAAGAAAUCAGGAUGCCUGGUCAUCAGACAAAUCAAGAAUGGGAAAGCAGCAGAAGCUAACAGCAUUCUAGCCGAAACACUGAUUACGCACAGAAGUAACUGCAAACAUGCUUCACGUUCUAUCCAGAAACAUUUGGGAGAAAGAACAAGUGCCGACAGACUGGGAAGUAAGAUUCAUCAUCACAAUACCGCAAAAAGAUCUGAGAAAGUGUGGAAACUACAGAGGCACCGUAUUACUUCCACUGAAGCUGCUCUCAUUUAACCACGUGUUCAUAGUCACCCUCCGCCUUCUCGCAGGAGUGUUCUUAACGAAGUUGAAAGGACGAAAAGCGAGCGUCCUUUGUUUAAAGCGGACUGAUAGGUACGGAGGGUUUAGAUAGGGGAGUUGGAAAAGCCAAAUUAAUGAACUCUUGUAUCGUGGAGAAACAGACGGCGUAUGAACCAUAUUUUGGUAACCGAAGUGGUCCCCUAGAAAAAUUAUAGCACCUGGAAAUUCAGUGCAAUUACUAGUAUUAAAUAAUUGAAUAGUACAAAUUUCGUUGUCGCGAAAAUUCUAUACAGUAGAUUUAUCAAUACUUUACGAUUGUCUUUUAGGACUAGUCAGCUACAACGUAGGACCAGGCACAUAUAUGCAUCGGUCCAAGUUGCCAUACCGCAUUAACACAGCAAGAUGAACACCGGAUUCAUAGGAGUAGUUAAGUCAAUGGUGGUAAUAUAUAAAAGAAAGAUUGUAUAUAAGGAUAUAGUACAGGAAGAAAGAAUUAGUUCGUAGGAAGAAAGAUAUGAAGCGAUUUUAAUCUCUUAGUUUAAGGGAAGACAGGGAGUGUAUACACCUACGCCAUUGUGAUCGAUUCUGAGCCAUAUCACCAAGAGUCUCCAACCAUUAGUAACGAGUCACGCGAACCCCAACCAAGUAAGUAGUCUGCAUCUACUAACAUGGCUCAGACCAGAAGUUAGUGAAUUCAAGCACUAAUGCCACGUUUUGGUUUGGCCGCCUCUUACUUUCUUCCAAUCAUUCCGAACACUAGUCAGCAUUGCGCGUCGUGGUAGUCGGUGUUCAGGCAUACGUAACACGUGGCCCAACCAUCUUAGUCGAUGAAGACUCACAACCUCAUCAACUGAUUUACCAUCAUUCCCUGAUACCCUGCGUCUAACCUCACUAUUACUUACCCGGUGAUCCCAGCAGAUGCCAGCAAUAUUUCUAAGGCAUCUGUGGUCAAAUACUAAUAGCUUACGAGUGUCUUCUACUCUUAAUGGCCAUGUUUCGCUGCCGUAAAGUAAAACAGAACGAACUGCCGCGCACUAUACUCGUCCUUUUAUUGAUAGACGGAUAUCUCGCCUUCGCCAAAGGUGACGUAAGUUGGCAAAAGCCAAACGAGCUUUUCGAAUCCGUGCUGAGAUUUCGUCAGACACCAACCCAUUAUGGCUGAUCAGACUUCCAAGAUAAGUGAAGUUGUCAACGCGUUCGACUGCUUCACUCCCUAUCCUUAGUUCAGGUGUUGACGCAGACCAGUCCUGAAGCAACAACUUGCAUUUAGAGGGAGAGAAGCGCAUUCUAAACAUUCUGGCAUUGUUGCUUAGUGCUACCAAAAGACUCAGCAUUUUGUCAGCGUCUUCACCAAACAGGACUAUGUCAUCUGCGUAUUCUAAGUCAAUAAGUGGACCUCCUGGAUGGAGAUCAAUACCCGAGAAUUCAGUCGACGAGAAUGUUAUUUCCAUCAGUCGGUCUAUGAUGAAGUUAAACAAAAAUGGGGAAAGUGGACAGCCUUGACGGACACCACUUGAGGUUACAAAAG